UAUCAGUGCCAGUCAGUGCCACCUAUCAGUGCUGCCAAUCAGUGCCACCUAUCAGUGCCAGUCAGUGCUGACUAUCAGUGCGCAUCAGUGCCGCCUAUCAGUGCCCUGCCAGUCAGUGCCGCCUAUCAGUGCCAGUCAGUACCGCCUAUCCGUGCCACCUAUCAGUGCCGCCUAUCAGUGCCAUAUAUGAGUGCUGCCUUUCAGUGCCCAUCAGUGAUGCCUGUCAAUGCCCAUCAGUGCCACCUACCAGUGCCUCCUCAUCAGUGCCACCUAUCAGUGCCCAUCACUGCAGCCUCAUUAGCGCAUAUCAGU
Molecule: messenger RNA, 312 nt
Organism: Staurois parvus
Lineage: Eukaryota; Metazoa; Chordata; Amphibia; Anura; Ranidae
Source: the annotation of a GenBank genome assembly